This is a messenger RNA of Dermatophagoides farinae (American house dust mite), 4197 nucleotides long. Its product is annotated as transient receptor potential cation channel subfamily M member-like 2. Gene Ontology annotation, biological process: monoatomic cation transmembrane transport; metal ion transport. Gene Ontology annotation, cellular component: plasma membrane. Lineage: Eukaryota; Metazoa; Arthropoda; Arachnida; Sarcoptiformes; Pyroglyphidae. Gene Ontology annotation, molecular function: monoatomic cation channel activity. The record is from RefSeq and is a predicted model, not a curated record.
CUUGAUGGCAUAGAAUAAGCGUGCACAGGUGUUUGUUGGUUUAGGUUGUUUUUUUUAUCCAUAUCAAUCGAAAAAUGUCAAAUUUGUCAGUUAGUAACAAACAUAGACAUAACAACAUACAACAAUUAUCAUAGGAUGAAUAACCAGAAUCCAAUGAAUGAUGAAGAAGAUGAAAUUUAUCCGGGUCGAGAAUCUUCAACCGCCGAACGGAAGAAUUCAUUCGUAAGGCUUGGCCAAAGUUCAGGAACCGGUGGUUUUCAAUCGAUUGUCAAACGAAUACAAUUGGUGGCAAGAAUUUCACAGCAAGGAAAUCAACACGGUGAUUGUUAUGAUGAGGAUGCUAAAUUGAAUACAUAUCUGAAACAAUCAAAAUUAGCAACACGUCGACGUUCACGACGUUCUGGUUCGAUAUUUCCGCUUCCUACACCAUUACCAACACCAUUGACAGGACAAUUGAAUGCUAUAAAAGAAUCACCAUUCGAAUCUGAAUCACCAACAAGAUCAUCAUUUAAUUUAGGUGAAAUUCAUUUCCAACACAAAGAUCAUCAAUACGAUUUCAAACCAUUCGUUUCGCUUGAACCACAUAUUACAUCUAAUGAAUUGGCACGAAUAUUGUUGGAAGAAUGGCAACUUGGAAUGCCCAAAAUUGUUACAUUGAUCGUUACGGGAAAAUCACAAAAUACUCGAUGGAAAAAUGAAAAACAAAUUAAAAAUUUUCAAAUUGGUAUCGCAAAAGCGGCUAUGUCGACCAAAAUGUGGAUAUUGACCAAUGCCGUUAAUGGUGGUGUAACAUCUUAUGUGUGUUCGGCAAUCGAACGUGAAUUUCAAAAGGCCAAACUAAAAGGUCGUCUUUAUCAACAGGUGAAUUCCUUUAAUUUGAUCGGCAUUGCUCAUGAAAAUCAUCUGGUUUAUGGACGAAAAUUAUGCUGCAUUGAAAAUGCAUUGAAUUUGUUAAACAUUGAAAACACUGGCUGCAAUGAUGGCCAUCGAUUUGAAUUGAAUCCUGAUCAUACACAUUUUAUUGUGUUGAAAAAUUUUCCUUACAACAAUGAUUUCAUUAUGAAAUUGAUCGAUUUAUUCACCAUCCAAGAUUGUACUAACAAUUCAAGCCAAAAACAAUCAAAAAAUCAUGAUGAAAAUAAUGCUGAUACACCGUUUGUUUCGAUUUUGAUUGAUGGAGAACCAGAAAAUAUACGGCUUGUUUUGCAAUUGAUAAAAAAACGAAUCCCGGUUGUCGUAUUGCAAGGAACUGGUGGAAUGGCCGAUAUUGUUUCCUAUGCAUAUACACGGAUAUUUGAUUCAUUUAUUGAUUAUUUGGAUGUGGAUUAUAUCGAUAAACAUGUGAAGCCAUUGUUGGAUAAGAAAAUAAUACAACAGUUCAGUGAUUUGGAAGCUGACAAUAAAAACAAUGAACGUGAUAAAAUUUGUCAACAAGUCAUUGAAUGUGUUUGUCUCACCAAACAACAUCGGCGACAAGAUGGUCGUGAAUAUUUAAUCUUAUUGGAUACGCAUAACAUCAAUCAAGGUAAUCUUACCAAUCUUCGUGAAUAUUUAUUGAAUGCCAUAUUGAAAUCUAAACAUCGUAAUGUUGAUCGUCCAUUUGAUGGUGAACAAUUUUCUAAAGAUUUUGAUUUAAUUGUCGAUUGGAAUUGUGCUAAUGUAGCUCGAAACACAUUGUUUUCAAUGAAUUCAAUCAGUUUAAGUGGAUUAUUGAAAUCUAAAUUUCUGACCAUAUUAACACGACAGGAUCGUGAAGAAUUUGUUGAACUAUUUUUGGCCAAUGGUUUUCACUUGCAUAAAUUUUUAACACCAUCCAAAUUAAGUCGCCUAUUUCGUAUGAUACAUGAUGAUGAAUUUUUUCAUGCUGUAUGUUGGGAAACUGUGCUAAGUAAAUCACCAGUCGAUAGACAAUCGAAAUUUUUCAUUGAAACCGAUUUAAAUUGGUUGCUAGAAUUUGGUACUGGAUUACAAAAUUUAAUUAAAAUUGAUGAACUACAUCUAAAUGCUAGCGAUUUCAUUGAAGAUUCAUUGGUAGCUGAACGUAAAGCACUAACAUUGUUAACAAUGUGGGCAGUCGUACAAAAUCGUUAUGAAUUGGUUGAAAUUUUAUGGAAAUAUUGUGAUCAUCCAAUACAUUUAGCAUUGAUAAUAUCAAUGUUUUUCGAACGACUAUCCUGGCAUGUUUAUGAUACAAAUCUAAAAUUUGAACUUGAACAACGUUCGAAAACAUUUGCCAGCUAUGCAUACGAUGUGCUUGAUCGUUGUUAUCAGGAAAACAUAACGCUUGCCUAUAAUGUACUACGUGAAUCAAUCAAAGAUUGGAACUAUAUGACAGCCGUAGAUAUUGCAGCCAAUGCAAGAUUGAAACAAUUUCUUGCUCAUCCUUGUUGCCAAAAAUGGUUGGCCAAUACAUUUCAAGGAAAGAUUCGUCUUCGUGAAAUAACAUGGGGUUUUUUUACCGUUCCAGUUUCAAUCAAAAUAUUACUUUGUAGUUUAUUAGUAUUUCCCAUGUAUAUUUGGGUUCGUUUUAAAAAUGAUGAACCAAAAGAUGAUGAUGAAGAAUUGGACGAUGAUGAUGACGAUGAACUGGAUGAUGUAUAUGAAAAUGUGAAUCGUAAUGAAACGUACGAAAUGAAACAAAUGGCUUACAAUAAUCAGGCUUUCGUUAAUGAUGUUGGAACAUCAAACCAAUCAUCAAACACUAUGAAUGAAAACUAUAGAUCCGACCGGAAGAAGAAACGGGAGGUAUUUGUAGAGAAACAGCCACCAUUAUGGAAAAUGAUUAUUAUGAUGUGGUCGGCACCGAUUAGCAAAUUUUAUACAUCAUUAUUGUUUUAUGUGAUUUUUCUCAUAUUGAUUUCAUUAGCCGCAUUAUAUCCAAAUUGUGGUAAUAUUAUUCUCGAUUCAAUCGUUUGUAGUUGGUCAUUGCUCAUAGCAAUCAGUUACAUUCGACAUGUUUAUAUUCUAUUCAUACGAUAUUCAUCCGUUGUAACUGUAUAUCCGAAAAUCAUCGAAAUCCUAUUGAUUCUCAUUUUUACUGGAAUUUUUUCAACCACCCGUGUUCUUCGAAUAUAUUUUUAUCCAAUCUAUUGGCAAAAAAUUAUGAUUGCAUUGGCUGUUUUGUACUUUUAUUAUCGAUUAAUCUCAGUAUAUUUACCAAUUUCAUCAACGCUUGGUCCUUUCCUAUAUCGAUUUCGAUUGAUGAUCACUGUGGAUUUUGUUAACUAUAUGCGUAUCACCACUGUUAUAUUGAUUGCUAAUUCCAUUGCCAUUCGAUCAUUACAAUAUCCAUAUGAAGAAUUGACUGUUGAUUCAGUGAAAUCAGUAUUUCAUCAGGGCAUCGUUUCCUUAUUUACUGGACCACCAUCAGGCAAAAUCACCGUUACAAAUGAUCGGCAAAAACAAGCUGAAUAUUGUCCAAAUAGUUUCCAUUCAUUUGAUAAUUCAUCCAUUACAUUUGAUUAUCAAAAUGAUGAUGAUAACGAUACGUUUAUCAUAUACGUUUUUGUUUUUCAAUUCUUCAUUAUUCUUAAAUUAAUUCUUGGCCCUUUAUUGUUCUCUAUAUUUGCCGUGACCGCUUCCAAAUGGGUAUCAGAAAUUGAUUCAAUUUGGAAAUUUCAACGUUAUCAAUUAGUGAUAGAUUUUGCUAAUCGAUUAUCAAUACCGGAGCCAUUCAGUAUUAUUUACUAUUUGUAUCUAUUAUGUUAUUAUAUUGUCUACAUUCUAUGUUGUUGUUGUUAUAGCCAUAAAUGGUGUAAAUUAUUCGACAGAAUUUAUCAUCAUCAACGGAAACAAAAAUCAACUGAAAAUGAAAACAUUAUAUCACCAGAAGAUUGUCUUUAUUGGAAAUUAUUAGCAUGCGAAUAUCUUGAUCAACAACAACGAUUAUCAAGAAUGGAUGGUAAUGAUAAUAAUAAUGAUGAAUUUUAUCAUCGUCAAUGGGAUUGUAUGCGUGAUAUAACUGAAGAAAUUGAAUAUGAAAAAAAAUUAUUGCGUGAAAUUAAGAGUAAAUUGUUUGAAUUGGAAAAAUUUUUAUAUCGUUCUACAUUCAAAGAAAAUAUAGUAACAAAAAAUAUGAUUGGCAAUGAUAUUGGACAAGUCAACAACGAUGUUGCUCAUGCUUAUGUUGAUGGUGAUGAUGGAAACAAGGAAAUGAAACCAUCAUCAUCAUCAUCGUCAUCAUUAGUUUCGCCAUCA